Messenger RNA from Bipolaris maydis ATCC 48331, 877 nucleotides. RefSeq lists its product as uncharacterized. The record is from RefSeq and is a predicted model, not a curated record. NCBI's taxonomy places the organism in Eukaryota, Fungi, Ascomycota, Dothideomycetes, Pleosporales, Pleosporaceae. Gene Ontology annotation, cellular component: endoplasmic reticulum. Gene Ontology annotation, biological process: sphingoid catabolic process.
GAUUUGCACAUUAUUACCUGCCUUGGCUUCUGGGCUGCCCCGGAUCCGCUCUCGUGCCCCGCAUUGUAUUCCUGCUCAUCAUCUAUAUAAAGCCUAUUAGCCCCGUCGCGUGUUGUGCGCCCAGUGACGUUUUCCCUUGCUUCCCAUACAGGCUCUUUGGAAAAAAGCCAGCGAUAAAGAAAAAGCGAAUCGCAUACAUCCCACAAUGGCGGUUUUCGACCUAAAGAAGAACCUCAUCUUCUACGGCGCAUACCAUCGCGACCCCGCAAACGUCGCUAUCCACAUGGUCUGCGUCCCCAUUCUCCUCGGUACAGGCUUCCUCUUCGGCACCAACACGCCCAGCCUCCCCAUCCGCACACCCUCCCUCCUCACCCGCCUGCACCUCCCCCCAAACCUCGGCACACUAGCCGCCGCCACCUACUCAACCCUCUACCUAAUCCUCUCCCCCAACCUCGCGGGCGCCACCAUCACGCCCAUCGUCCUCUCCCUCGCCUCGGCCUCAAACUACCUCAUGUCGCGCUUCUCCAAGACAAAAGUCAACAGCAUCGCCGUCGCCGUCCACGUCGUCAGCUGGAUCCUGCAGUUUAUCGGCCACGGCAAGUACGAGGGCAGGAAACCCGCACUGCUGGAUAAUCUCGUCCAGGCUCUGUUUUUAGCCCCGCUUUUUGUAUGGUAUGAGACGCUGUUUAAGCUGGGCUUUUAUAAGCAGUUGAAGACGGAGGUCGAGGAGGGGGUUGAAGAGCAGGUGAGGAGGAUGAGGGAGGUGGGGAAGGGGAAGGGGAAGGGGAAGAAGAAGCUUUUGGGGGAUGAGGGAGAGGAGAGGGUGUAUGGGACUGUUGGGGAGGAGUGAGUGGGGAUGCGUUGGUAGUGAUUGUUU